Messenger RNA from Penicillium canescens, 1770 nucleotides. RefSeq names its product flavin-containing monooxygenase. The record is from RefSeq and is a predicted model, not a curated record. The coding region runs from base 1 to 1770 and encodes 589 amino acids. Lineage: Eukaryota; Fungi; Ascomycota; Eurotiomycetes; Eurotiales; Aspergillaceae. Gene Ontology annotation, molecular function: N,N-dimethylaniline monooxygenase activity; flavin adenine dinucleotide binding; NADP binding. The transcript has 7 exons.
AUGUUCAGGCGGCUUUCAAACGUCUUUGGUGCGGACUCCAAGUCCGUCAAGACAUCAUCCCAGGAGAUACAACAGUCGGCUAGUCAAGCCUCACAAUGGGUUGUGCAAGAUCGGUCCAUCGAUGAAGCUCGUCCACUGAGAGUAGUCGUCAUUGGCGCUGGUAUCUCUGGAAUUCUUGCAUGCAUUCGAUUCGCUCAAAGGAUCCCGAACAUCGACCUCUGCAUAUAUGAGAAAAAUGCAGAUAUUGGUGGCACAUGGUUCGAGAACCGAUAUCCGGGGUGCGCCUGUGAUAUCCCAGCACAUACAUAUCAAGCCACCUUCGAGCCGAAUAAGGAAUGGUCUACCUUUUAUGCCAGAGCCCUCGAGAUCCACCAGUACUGGAAGCGCGUUGCCGAGAAGUAUGGAUGCAUGAAAUAUAUCAAGUUAAAACAGCAAAUCUCCGAAGCUGUUUGGGAUGAAGAACAUUCAAAGUGGAAUUUGCAGAUCCAAGAUGUCGAUAGCUCGGCCACAUAUACAGAUCGGUGUGAUAUUUUGAUCCAGGCAACGGGUGCAUUGAAUGCCUGGAAGUGGCCCAGUAUUCCCGGUCUUCAUGACUUCAAGGGCAAGCUGAUGCACAGUGCCACUUGGGAUGAGAGCUAUGAUUACAAGGGUCAACGCGUCGCAGUUGUCGGUAAUGGGUCCAGUGGUAUCCAAAUUGUUCCUGCACUAUUGCCUGAUGUGCCUCACAUUGACCAUUACGUGCGGAGUCGAACAUGGCUCUCGCCAACGUUUGCACGAGAGGAAAUCGACAAGCGGGGAACGGGCCUGGAGAACUUUUCCUUUACCCCCGAGGAGAUUGCAACGUUCAAGAAGGAUCAUCAGGCGUAUCAGAAAUUCCGCAAAGCCGUCGAACUCGAACUGCAGUCUAUUCAUGGAGCCACUCUUAAUGGAAAUCCGAUGCAGAUCGGCGCGCAAGAGACGUUCGUGCAGAAUAUGAAGCGGCGUCUGGCCAAUAAGCCUGAGCUAGCAGACGAGCUCAUCCCUGCUUUCCCGCCGGCGUGCCGUCGUCUUACCCCUGGGCCAGGGUAUCUAGAAGCCUUGACAGAUGAUAAGGUUGACAUUGUCACAUCAAAUAUUAUCAAGGUAGACGAAACCGGGAUAGUGACUGCGGAUGGACAACAUCGACCAGUUGAUAUGCUCGUCUGUGCGACAGGAUUUGAUACCUCCUGUACUCCCCGGUUCACAAUCAAAGGCCGGGGAGGUAUUACUCUGUCGGAACGGUGGAAGGAAACACCCGAGAACUAUCUAUCAGUCGCGACCGAUGGAUUCCCAAAUUAUUUCAUUUCUCUCGGCCCUAAUGCGGGCUUAGGCGAGGGAAACCUUCUAGUCGUGAUCGAGAAGUCAGUGGAUUACUUCACCGAAUGCGUGCUCAAGAUGCAGAGGGACAAUAUUCGGGCCAUGAGUGUCCGCCGAGAGGCAGUCCGGCGUUUUACCAAGUACUGCGAUCAGUAUUUUUCGGGCACGGUAUUCAGCGGCAAGUGUCGCAGCUGGUAUAAAGGAGGUACUGAUGAUGGUCGGGUGACUGCUCUCUGGCCAGGUUCAUCACUGCACUCGAUCAAGGCGUUUGCUAAUCCCCGAUGGGAGGACUUUGAAUAUGAGUAUGUCGAUGACAAUGCCUCCGGUUGGCUUGGAGAUGGCUGGACUGAGAACGAGAAGAACAAUGUGAUCAAUGUAGAUUACCUGGACGAUGAGCAGAUCGACUUUCCUCUUCCAGCCGUGGUCCACUCAUAG